UCUGUUUUUGCUGUUGGUGCACGCAGACUUUCUACGAUCUUCCCAGAAAGUGCUGAGCAGAAUCUGCGAAGAGUGGUUGCCAACUUCUUACUUCCCAGCAUUUAUUUCCUUGACGGGCCUGACAUCAGAAGUGGUGGCAAAGGCAUACCGAGAGCAGCUCGCGGAAGCUAUAACUCUCUGUACAGCAAAGCACAUGAGAAUCAACAAACUUAA
Molecule: messenger RNA, 213 nt
Organism: Paraglomus occultum
Lineage: Eukaryota; Fungi; Glomeromycota; Glomeromycetes; Paraglomerales; Paraglomeraceae
Source: the annotation of a GenBank genome assembly